Acanthochromis polyacanthus (spiny chromis) is the source of this 7248-nucleotide messenger RNA. RefSeq lists its product as uncharacterized. Bases 279 to 2687 code for a protein of 802 amino acids. The transcript has 7 exons. NCBI's taxonomy places the organism in Eukaryota, Metazoa, Chordata, Actinopteri, Pomacentridae. The record is from RefSeq and is a predicted model, not a curated record.
UUUACAGUUUUGGAACCUGGAGGGCGGGAAGGAACGAAGGAAGGACGGAAGGAAGGGGGUGCAGUGAUAGAGAGAGGUACAGAUAGAGAGAGAGAGGUAGAGAUAGAGAGAGGUAGAGAUAGAGAACAGAGAUGAGGUGAACAACAUCCUGCCAAUACAGAUUAUUCCUCUCUUCUGCUCUAAUUCACGGCCUCAGCAGCGGCUCGAUCCUCUCUCUCUCUCUCUCUCUCUCUCUCUCUCUCUCUCUCUCACACACACAUCCAGCCGUCCGUUGCCGCAUGCGUCCCUCCUCGCGCCGCCGGGUGGCCGCCUGGCUGCUCGCGCUGCCGUCAGGGAGAGGAGAGGAAUGCGCGCGCCGCGGCCGCCUGGAGAUGAUCUCGUUUUGGCUGCUCUGCUGGAAGCUGCUGAGAGCUACAGCAGGACUGAGGAGGACCACCCCUGAGCUAACAGACGGUAGCCACGACAACAGUAGCCCCGGCAACGACAACCCUGUCAGUGACUCUCCCACUGCUGCACCGCCGGUGGAUUCGGUUACCAUGGAGAUCAGCCCCUCACCCCCGCUAACAGACCUAGAAAGAGACAACUUGUUCAGCUGCCGUAGCCCAGAAGAAGAAGAACUCCAUUACCCAGAGGGCCAUGGGGCAGAAGAACAGGUUGCAGGGGAGGAAAACGGAAAGGGGGACGAGUGUGACUAUCUGGUGUUUGAGAUUGGAGAGAAGGAAAGAGAGAGAGGAGAUGAGAGCAAAGGAGGAGAGGAGGGAGGAUAUGGGGGGAGAGGGGAGACAGAGGGUGAGGACGAAGGCAGAGGGGAAGUAGAAGGAGAAGAAGAAGGGAGAGGAGAAACAGAAGGAGAAGUUGAAGGGAGAGGAGAGAGAGAAGAUGAGGAAAGAGGGAAAGUCGAUGGAGAAGAUGGAAGCAGGGGAGAAACAGAAGUUUGGGGGAGAAGGGAAGUAGAUGGAGAAGAUGAGGGGAGGAAAAUGACAGAGGGAGAGGAUGAAGGGAGUGAAGAAACAGAAGAUGGAGGAAGAGGAGGCGUGAAGGAAGAGGAUGGAUGGAUGGGAGAGAUGAAAGACGACACACUCUCAGACCUCCUCCUCAUCACUGACAGCUCCUCAGCCGAGCCGCCGGCCGACGCUUCGGAUCCCUCUCAGGCCUGGAGCCAUGACCUCGGCAACAGGGACGACCUUAGCGACGGUCACCUUAGCGACGGUCACCUUAGCGACUGCCUCCAAGCCGAGCUGGCCAUCGUAUAUUCGGACAGCGACGCAGGGGAGGACCAAUGGGCGGCCUUCGCUCCCAGUGAUGUCCCCAGCCAGGUGGAAGGAGAGCUUCCUGAUAGUUUAGAGAACAAGGAGGUGAAAGGAGGCAGUGAGCAGGAAGUAGAAACCAGGAGAGAGGAGCAGAGAGAGCAGGAGAGGAAGGACGAGGAGGAGCAGAUGAGGACAAGAAGGGAUCUCUUCCUGAGAUCUCCUUCAGUCAGUUCCACAGCCAGCUCCAUCGACCCGGACAGGAGGGUUCCUGCAGAUUUCAGCGUUCACCAGGACACCCUCAGCGAACACGUCUCCACAGAGCAUGUGGACUUCCUGUUGGCCCGCCAGCAGUGGAGGAAGAUGGAAGAGGAGGUGAAAGGUCGGCCCAUCCCCAAACCGGGACUGAGAGCUCAGGGGAGCUUCCAGGGAACCCACACCUCCCUGUAUCCCCCAACUAGAAGCCCCCGACUCAAACACAGGGAAGUUCAACCCUCCGUGUCCAGGGAGCCUCCUUUGUCCUCCACCAUGUCUCCCAGUUCAGAGGACUCGGGCCUGGACGACUCGUCGUACCGCAGCCCGCUGGAGGAACACGAGACUGCAGUGGAGAGAGAGAUCCGGAUGACUCUGGAGAGAGAAGAACGACACCGCAGAGAGAGAGGAAUGAUCGCCCAGGGCCUGAGUAUACCCAGACCGUCCACCCUGCAGACAGGAAGAUCUCCUCCCAGACCUCCAGCCUGCAGAACCCCGACUCUGUCCAUCUCCCCAUCUCCUUCCUGCUCCUCCUCCCUGCCCAGAUCUGUGUAUCAUGAAAUGACGGCCAACAACGUCAUCAUCCUGGAGCCCGACUCCUCCAGCUCCUCCUCCAGGAGCCGCCUGCUGUCCACGGCCAUCGGCGGCCUCUCCGAUUGGCCAGCCAGCCAGGACGCGGUGUCAUCCGCCAAUGUCAUCGUCGUGGAAACCUCCAACCUGAUCAUUCGCAGCGCCUCCGAGUUCUGCCUGAGCUCCGCCCCCGUAUCCAUGGAGACGCAGGAGAGCACCUUCACCUCCAACCCGUUCUUCAAGCUGCGCUCCCUCAGCAGCCAGUCGCUGGUGGAGCAGGAGAUCCGGAUGGUGAGGCAGAGGGAGGAGGAGUGGAGGAAGCAGAGGGAGGAGAUGUGGAGGAGGAGGAGAGAGGAGGAGUGGAGGAAAGGGAGGGAGAGGUACGACACAGUGCUGGUGUCUCCAGGACUCAACGAGAACAUCAGCUUCAACGUGCCAGAGGUUCUAGACAGAAGUGUUUCGUCCCCGUCGUCCCCCUCCAGGACCCGCAAAAUGGAACGAUCUAGUUUGUCAUGUGACCACAAGUUCCCUCCUUCCCUCUCCUCGGUGCCUCGACGACAGAACGCCAUGGCGCAGCGAUGGGAGGCCUCCCUGCUAGCCAAUCAGAAGAAGGAAUGAGCGGCGAUGGUGCUCGACUGUCCACCGAUUUAACAGCCAAAACCCGACACCCGUUUCUUCCUUCUUCCCUCCAGAGAACUCAAAGCUUCCGUCUGUCAGCAGCCAGUGUUUAUGGAAAUGUCUGUCAAAGGGUUUGAACCCAAAGUCUGUUUUCUGCUGGAUGGAAGAGAAAACGACCAUUUCUGUCUGGAAGCAAAGUAACAGUAAUUAACUUUGUUUGGGUUUCUGUGAUGUUUCAGUGGUUGGAAAAGUCAAACUGGUCUUUUGCAUGAUGUCUGAAACAGUACGACACACUGGAACUGUCUGUAGUCUCACAUUUCUCUUCCAUAAAUUAACAUUUGUGGACUCGACUCACGUUCCAAGGAGGUGAAUCCCAGUACCAGUUCACAUCGCUGCUUCUGAUAUUUCAUGCAAGCUUCAGAAGCACACGUUAAAACAUGCCAUAUUCUCCUUCAUAUUUAAGAUUUACAGCACCUUGAUUCCUAGAUGUAAAUGAAUUAUCGCACUGAUACAACUAUUUAUUGAUAUUUAUCCAUUUUUAUUCAUAUGACUGACUGUAAUGCAGUGAUUUUCAAACUUUUUCUGGGAAGUCACGUUUUAAUUUAAAAUUUUCUCUCUCUCUCUCUCUCUAUAUAUAUAUAUAUAUAAAAUUAUAUAUAUAAUUAAAUAUAUGUGUGUAUAUAUGUAUAUAUAUAUACAUAUAUACACACAUAAUUACAUAUAUAUAUACAUAUAUAUAUAUAUACAUACAUAUAUAUAUAUAUAUAUAUAUAUAUAUAUAUAUAUAUAUAUAUAUAUAUACAUAUAUAUAUACAUAUAUAUAUAUAUAUAUAUACAUAUAUAUAUAUAUAUAUAUACAUAUAUAUAUACAUAUAUAUAUACAUAUAUAUAUAUAUAUAUAUAUAUAUGUAUAUAUAUACACACAUACAUGUGACUCUAAUUUUAAAAUACUAAAGCUAUGCAUUGCAGAGAUUUGAGAAGGCACAUGCAAAAAUAAUUUAGCAUGUUGGGUCCUUUUCAAAUGACAAAUCAUGUAUUUUGAAAGCGCCCUCCUAGACUUUGAAAAUCACUGCCUUAUUGAAGCGUUGAUGUAAAGAGCCAGGUUUCUGUCGGCUUCUUGGACUAAAUAUAUUCAUUCUUUUUUGAGGAUAUUAAACCUCAAACCUGCAAGCCAUGCUACUCCCUCGUAUUCCUUUGGCAGCAUAAAACACAAAACAAUGAGGUGUGGACAUUUUAGAGGAAAGCUGUUGGUGUUCUCCUCAAAGCUAACGAAACGUCAGCUUGUUUUUAAGUGUAACUUUUGGUUAGCUUGUGAACCAUUUUCCCAUAAACCUGAAGAAACCUCCCGCUGCCUGGACGGUUUGCAGGAUGCAGCCUCAGAGCUCCUGUGUGUAGACUGAAUGCAGAGCAGACUGGUGUGUUUUCACUCUGGGAGCUCUAAUGGAGAUGUUCUCCACAGACUUUUGAAAAAGCAGGAAAAAGGUCAGGUUUCAGACACAACGCCUUGCUAACUAGCUUGCAGCUAACACCUCAGCAGUUAUCCCAUUAGCUGUUUAGGGCGAAUCAUCGGAUUGUAAAAACGCUGUCAGCUCAAGGUGAAAAUUCACAUUCAGUCUGAACACAACUCUGAAAUGAGCUGCCGCUUCCCUGUAGGGGUUUCAUGGUUGUCAUGACAACUGAUUCCAUUUAGCAUUGGAGCAUAAACUGUACACAAAAGAUGGAAAUAACAACCACGGCAUCACCCAUUGGCUUGUGGACUACUGUUUUUAGACCCAAAUUUUGCCAUUUGGCAGUCAUUUUGUCGUCUCCCCGAGUCUGCAAGAGUCCACAUGGACCCCACUGUAGACGUCCAAGACUUGUGUUUGCACAGCAACUAUGCUACAGGUGCACUAGCUCAGCAAUAGUGUGAAUGCGUAGCCUCCUAUGAACUGGAAAGUAGUAUAAUACCAGCAACUGUUUGUCUGUGAUAGCCACAACUAUCUGUGUGUGCAUCCACAAGAAAGUAUAAUCAGUUUUAGUAUCUUGAAACCAGAUAAAACUUGUGUUCUGACUGGAGAACUGGAGGAAACUACUAUUACAGUAGUGACCUAUAGACCACAACAUAGCCUACUGUGUGGCUUAUUUUACAGUAAAUAAAACCAGAAUUUACUAAAUGAAUGUCACGCUUUAUUGAAUGAGACUUAAAACAAGCGUUGAAGACCAUGACCUCAUUAGAAAAAUGUUUACUGAGGUCGCAAAUCAAUUAAAAAGUAUGGUUUAUGUCCUCAUAGAUGUUGAACCAAGAGGAGUCGCCCCCUACUGUCCAGUCAAAACAAAGCAGCUUUGAGCCUUUUCUGUAUGAGCUUCACUUCUGACACCUCGAGGUUCCUUCCAUCUUUUCUGUACAGUUUGUGUUUGGAGGUGUUAGCAUGAAGCACUUACUGACUAAAACUGUCCUUCUGUGAAAGAUACUCUGAUAUCUGAUCCUCUAACUUUAAGGUCUAGUGAAGAUUUUUACAGAUUUCUAUGUCCUGUCUUGAUUCCUAAAGAGAGAUUUAUUGUAAUGUAUUUUUGCUGCAUAUAUUUAUGAAUUGAGCAAUGCUUCUGAAUCCUUAAAGCUUUUCUUUGUAAAAGGUUUCUAAUAUAUUGUGACCGUUUGACUACUGAAAAUGUGAAGCCAUGUUUUCUAGGAGAUGACUUUUGUGUGUGGUGCGUGCAUGUGUGUGCGAGCGUUUACCAGUCCGUCCUCCUUACAUCAGCUAGCCUGGCCUAUCUGCAGUAGAACACAACAAACUGGGUCCCCAGUAAAGGUUAACUCAGAAAUGGGAUGAAACAGAACAAAGUGGAGCGGUGACCAGCAGUUUCCAUUUAGCAUCACUAUUCUGUACUCAGUGCUAAAAGCUUUGAUGUGCUGCCGUACAAUAAAUACUGAGGAACCAAACAAUCUAGAAAACUACGUUGGAGUUGUGAGUCUGCACACAUGAAGUAGCCUAUGUCUGCAUUUCCUGCCAUAAAUGUAGGUUUGAAACACAUUUUACACACUGGAAGAGGCAAAGUGUGUUAAAAAUUCCUCUGCAUUGUGGUUGAUGGUAUUUUUUUUCAUUUUCUGCCCACACCUUUCAAAUAAAGAGACCAAGAACCUUGGAACAAAACAAAAACUAGAAACACCAUCCAGUCCACACAUGGGCUAACGCUAGCUACUUUAGCUCCAUUAUGUUUUCAGCGCAGGUAACAGAAUAUAUCGCAGCUGUAAGCCUUCAGAUCUUAUUAACGCAGCAAUAAUUUCCAAAAUGACCACAUUCUUGGAGGGCCCAGAUUUAGUAAAUACGACCAUAAUGACCAGUGAAAAACUGACUGACGUGCUUAGAAUGGGAGUCAGUUCAAAUCAUCCAGUAGCUGCUUUCAGGUCUGGCCUCAGCUUUGAGUCAUGGAAGCUGCUGCUUGAGUCAAACUUUUUGUGCUCAAUGGACAAGAUUUCAAAAUCAAGCAGUUCCUCAAAUCCUUGGGUUUGGUUGCUUUUGCUUUUUGCACAUCAAAAAUAUGACUUUACACGAUGUAAAAAUGACAGAAAUCCAUGUCCUUUAAAGGUCCCACACAGUGAAAAUCCAUUUUUAGUGUGUUUUAAAUUUAGAGGUUUAAAAUGUAAACUGUUAGCAUUUUAAAUAUUAGUACUUCUUUCCUAAGAGGAUGGUUUUAAAAUGAAGAACUGACUCUUACACUCUUUGACUUAGUUGUAGAAGUUUCUCAAAAACAUUUUCAGAACAAAUAAAUGGAACAUCUUCGCAGUAUUUUGAGCUGAAAAACUGAAUGUCACAUUGUGAGACUUUGAAGAAUUUGCUGAAAAGAAAAACAAAACGGGACGUUUAAAUGCAGGAUUGAGGGAGAGGAAAUAGCUUAAAUUGAUCAUUAUUAAAAAAAAAACCUCAUCCACCUCUUAUUUAUGGAAAUAUUACCAAAACCUCACCUUUAAGAGCCUAUCAUUCUUAAAACUCAGUACUUGCUAAAGAUUGGCCCACUGAUGACCACAAACAUGAGAAAAAAACCAAACCCAUCACAAAGAAGUCUUAUACUCAGAUGUUUUAGGGGAAAGUUCUAGAUGCUCAAAUGGCACUUGACUGUUGUAUUAAUGCAGACCUAAAAGAGUCUGAAUGUGGCGUUUAAAGCUCCAGGUAGUUGUGUAUGAAUUCUGCUGCUCCAUCCAAACAUCAGCUGGGUUUCCUGUCCAACCACUGAUCCACUGUUUGACCUGUAAUUUCAUGGAAGCUGAAGACUUGUAUUCAAUCUCACACUUGUUUUUUGCUCCAUUUUUAGUUUUAGUGACAGUUUAUGGCAUCAACACUUUAGUUUUAGUUUUGUUCUGGAAUAAAAAUGCAUUUAGACUCAGAUCUUCUCGUCAGCUGUAGUAGAACUAACGCCACCUCUCAGAGAACACGAGGAGGACUUGCCUGGACAGACAGCUGUUUUCCUCUCUACUGUCAUUUAUUUUGCUUCUGUUUAUUAGUUUGUUUGCCUUCUCUAGUUUCUGUUAUUUAUUAUUGCCAAAUGAAAGGUCUGGUGAUCUUCAAUAAAGAGUGACUCCUGA